AUGCCACGGGAUACGGAACUGGAGCGACUAGCAGCGUUCGCCAAGGACUAUGCGCAGCUGUACGCGCGCUUUUCGAACCACUUCACCAUCCCGGAGAGGGCUACAAUCGACGGCUUUGCGGAGCUGUUUGAUGCAAGCCAUAUCGAGUACCUGCACUACUGCGGCGGCACGACACUUGACCGUCCGUUCUUUCCCGCCAUCACAAGCGAGCUUCUCAUGCUGAGCUCUGCCUACCUAUCGGUUCCGGAGGCGGUGGCACCGCGCGGGACUCGCACGUUUGGGCUACUUCUCAGCUUCUUCCUCUACUCCACUCAGCCCGCACGACAGCAGCCCAAGGUCCUGGCUAAUGCCAGAAAAGAAGAGUCGCUGUCGCGACUAGUCCCAGCAGGGACGUCGUUUACAGAAUGCACAUCACCUCGCAGCGGAGAACGUCGAGCGACUCGCAUCGCAAUGAUGACCAACAGUUUCACCAGCUCAAGCACCAAGCAACCACAGUCUUGUAGCCCAGCAAAGAGGACGGCAGCCACCGCGCCACCGUCUCCGCCUGUCCCGUCAUCCCUGCGCCUCCCAAUGCAGCCAGUGCCAAUAAGUGUCAGCUGCAUGCGCUUACUGCUUGCCUGUCUGUCCAUCGACGCAGGAUCGGAGGUCACGUCUGGGCAACCCUCUGCUGCGGCUCCCCCUCCAAGCGCAGCAGGGACAGUCGCUUCAGUGUCUGCCUCACCGCCUCAGCUGUCCCAUACCGAGGCCAAGGUGGUGCUGGCGCUGCGUCGCGCCACCGGGUGGCAUAUCGAGCCCUACCUGCAGCAAGGCAAACACGUUUCUGCGCUCUUGUCGGCCCACCAGGCAUGCGCGGUGCCGCUCGUGCAGCACAUCACACCUGUCCCGCGCCCUCUCUUUGCGGCUAUACUGACAGCACGCUCGAUGCAGUAUGCGUCGGCGGCACCAGAGGAGAUGGGCGGGUCUGACAGCCUCUUUCGAGACCCCGACUUUGUGAGACUGCGGCAGGAGUACGAAGCGGCGCGCCGGCGACUUCUACUGGGAGAACGCAGGUAA
Messenger RNA from Leishmania braziliensis MHOM/BR/75/M2904, 1053 nucleotides. RefSeq lists its product as hypothetical. Lineage: Eukaryota; Euglenozoa; Kinetoplastea; Trypanosomatida; Trypanosomatidae. Bases 1 to 1053 code for a protein of 350 amino acids. The transcript has a single exon. The record is from RefSeq and is a predicted model, not a curated record.